AUCAAAGAAGAAAACAAAUGGCUUGUUGGCCUCUAUGGAAGCAAGAAAUAUAAAGUGAUAUUGAUGUAGAUGCAUGUAUAUAUAGUGUGGAUCCAGCGAAUGAUCAUCGCUGGAGAGACAGAGAAAAAAAGAUUGACAUAUAUAUACUCAGGGACUGAGGAUGGCAAACUGUAAUAUGGAGGACACAUUUGGAUCCUCCAAAACAACAGUUAGUAAAACAGUUCAACAUACUAGUGUAAAGAAAGACGACGAAAAUGAUGCAGUGGUGCACAAAGAGAUGAAUACCCAUGAUGGAAAAAUAUUUAUUGACAAGUUCUUUGAGAUUCCAGAGGAAGACAAUGAUAAGUUCUUGAGAAAGAUUAGAACACGGAUGGACAAAGCAGGGAUUGACUUGCCAAAAGUAGAAGUCAGGUUUCAGAAUUUAAGUGUGGAAGGCAAUUGCUUGAUCGGAGAUCGAGCACUUCCCACCUUGCCAAAUGUUGCUUGGAAUGUUGCCGAAUCAGCCCUGAGUGGCUGCCUUGGGAUUAAAUUAGCAGGGCAAGCAAAACACAUGAUUCUAAAAGAUGCAAGUGGCAUCAUUAAACCAGCAAGGAUGACACUCCUACUAGGCCCACCUUCUUCUGGGAAAACAACCCUCUUAUUGGCUCUUGCUGGCAUGCUGAACUCUACCUUAAAAGUUACAGGCGAAAUCACUUACAAUGGGUAUAGACUGGACGAAUUUGUGCCACAGAAAACAUCAUCAUACAUUAGCCAGACUGAUAUUCAUGACGGACAAAUGACCGUAAAAGAGACCUUAAAUUUUUCUUCCAGGUGCCAGGGUGUUGGACCACGAUAUGAACUCCUAACUGAGCUUGAAAGGAAGGAAAAGGAAGCUGGGAUAGUUCCUGAUCCUGAGGUUUCUUAUUUCAUGAAGCAAACAGCAACAGGAGGAGUUGAAAACUGUUUUAUUACAGAGUAUACUCUAAAAAUCUUGGGACUUGAUAAAUGCCGAGACACUAUUGUGGGGAAUGAAAUGCACCGAGGAAUAUCAGGGGGCGAGAAAAAGAGAGUCACUAUAGGAGAGAUGAUUGUUGGGCCAACAAAGACUCUAUUUAUGGACGACAUAUCCACAGGCCUUGACAGCUCCACAGCAUUUCAGAUAGUGAAAUGCUUGCAGCAGAUUGUCCACCAGACAGAAGCUACAGUGUUAAUUUCCCUCCUUCAGCCAGACCCAGAGAUAUUCAAUCUCUUUGACGAUAUCAUUCUCUUAUCAGAGGGGCAAAUUGUCUAUCAGGGCCCACGAGAGCAUGUCAUCGAUUUCUUCGAGAGCUGUGGAUUCAAGUGUCCAGAGCGAAAAGGAAUUGCUGACUAUUUGCAAGAAGUUACCUCGAAGAAGAAUCAAGAGCAUUACUGGGCUGACAGAACUCAAACUUAUAAAUACAUAUCCGUCGUUGAAUUUGCAGCUCGAUUCGAAAGUUUUCAUGUAGGCUUGAGACUUGCAGAUGAGUUGUGUGUAAAAUAUGACAAGGAUAGAAUGCAAAAGGGUGCUCUUGUGUUUAAGAAAGAUUUGGUUUCUCAGAAGGAGCUGUUGAAGACCAUAUUUGGCCGAGAAUGGUUACUAUUCAAAAGGAAUUCUUUUAUCUACGCAUUCAAGCUGGUCCACGUAAUAAUUCUAGCGUUCAUCACUGCAACAGUGUUUAUGAGGACUACAUCAUACACUAGGAAUGAGGAUGACGGUGCAGCUUAUAUUGGCGCUCUUACAUUUGUAAUAAUGAGCAAUAUGUUUACUGGUUUUUCAGAACUUGCAAUCAUCAUGCAGCGACUUCCUGUGUUCUUCAAGCAAAGAGACCAUCUGUUCUACCCACUGUGGACCGUUACACUUCCAACCUUUGUGCUAAAUAUUCCAGUAUCUUUAUUAGAAUCUACAGUUUGGUUGGCAGUAACCUAUUACACCAUUGGAUUUGCCCCUGAAGCUAGCAGGUUCUUCACCCAACUGUUCUUGGUAUUUCUAAUCCAACAGAUGGCUGCUGGGUCAUUUAGGGUUGUUUGUGGAGUGGGUAGAACCAACGUCGUGGCAAACACUGGUGGAAGUCUCGCUCUGCUACUACUAUUUCUUUUGGGUUUCAUCCUUCCACGAGACGAAAUUCCAAAUUGGUUAGACUGGGCAUACUGGUUUUCACCUAUACCUUACGCUUUUAGUUCCCUGGCUAGUAAUGAGAUGCUUUCCCCAAGGUGGACCAACAAAAUGGCUUCAGAUAAUGUUACCAGCUUGGGAGUGGCAGUGUUAAAGAGUUUCAACUUCAGUGCAAACCCAAAUUGGGUUUGGGUAUCUGCAGCUGCUCUCCUCGGAUUCGCAAUUCUUUUCAACAUACUUUUCACCUUCGCUCUGACCUUUUUGAGAAAUCCUACUGAUCAUAGACAAGCAACAAUAUCUAAAGUGACAGGAAACGAUGAAUCAAGAAACCAUCAAAUCGAGUUACUCCCAAAUCCUAGAUCCAGUUCUGGAAACAUCCCAAGAGAAAUCGCAAUCCAACAAAUUAACGGAUCCAAUUUCAAAGAAGCAAGCAGACAAGAUUCAAGCCUUGAGGGCGUGCAUGCUGUUAAUCCCAAGAGAGGAAUGGUCCUUCCAUUCACAGCACUUAACAUGUCCUUCAAUGCCAUAAGUUACUUUGUGGAUAUGCCACCGAUAAUGAAGGAAAAAGGAAUGAAAGAAGAUAAGCUCCAAUUACUUGAGAAAGUUACUGGUGCAUUUAAGCCUGGAGUUCUAACAGCGCUAAUGGGAGUUACUGGGGCUGGAAAGACAACAUUAUUGGACGUUCUAUCGGGAAGGAAGACAGGAGGGCAUAUUGAAGGUGAUAUUAGGAUUUCUGGAUUUCCUAAAAGACAAGAAACUUUUGCUCGAAUAUCCGGAUACUGUGAACAAAAUGAUAUCCACUCACCUCAAGUUACAGUUCAUGAGUCUUUAAUUUACUCGGCCUUCCUGCGGCUACCUACAGAAGUAAGCAAGGAAGAAAAGAUGAUGUUUAUAGAUGAAGUAAUCAGUCUGGUGGAACUAGACAAUCUGAAGGACGCUAUUGUGGGCCUUCCAGGGAUCACUGGUUUGUCAACAGAACAAAGAAAGAGAUUGACAAUAGCUGUGGAGCUUGUUGCUAAUCCAUCAAUCAUAUUUAUGGAUGAACCAACUUCUGGUCUUGAUGCCAGAGCAGCAGCAAUUGUAAUGCGUACAGUUAGAAACACAGUGGACACUGGGAGAACUGUUGUUUGCACAAUUCAUCAGCCUAGUAUUGACAUCUUUGAAGCAUUUGAUGAGUUGCUUCUUCUUAAGAGCAGAGGACAAGUGAUCUACCAUGGACCGCUGGGCAGAAACUCUCAUACAGUAAUCAGAUAUUUUGAGGAGAUUACCGGGGUGCCAAAAAUAAAAGAAGAAUACAAUCCAGCGACAUGGAUGCUUGAAGUAAGUUCGGUCGCUACAGAACACCGUCUUGGGGUUGACUUUGCCAGACACUACAAAUCAUCAGCAUUAUACCAAAGAAAUAAGGUUCUAGUUGAGCAGCUGUCUAAACCUUCUCCAGGAGCUAAUGACCUUCACUUCCCUACCAAAUAUCCUCAGUCUACAUGGAAGCAACUGGAGUCCUGCUUAUGGAAACAAUGGGUUAGCUAUUGGAGAAGUCCUGAUUAUAACCUUGUUCGAUACUUUUUCACCUUGACUAGUGCACUUAUUGUUGGGACAGUUUUCUGGAAAGUUGGUGAAAGGAAAAGUAGCCACGAGCAGCUCACCAGAAUCAUUGGAUCCAUGUAUAAUUCUAUGCUGUUUAUUGGAAUAAAUAAUUGCUUGACAGUACAGCCGAUGGUAGCUGUAGAAAGAACAGUGUUUUAUCGAGAAAGAGCUGCAGGAAUGUACUCUUCAAUACCAUAUGCCAUGGCACAGGUAUGUGUGGAAAUACCAUAUGUGUAUAUUCAAACAAUAUGUUAUACUAUAAUAGUGUAUCCUAUGGUUGGAUUUGAAGGGACUGUCACCAAAGUCUGCUGGUUCUUCUUCAUCAACUUUUUUACAUUUCUCUACUUCAUAUACUACGGAAUGAUGACAGUGUCCAUCACGCCAAACCCUCAACUAGCAGCAAUAGUUUCAAGUACUUUCUUUUCGCUCUUCAAUCUUUUCUCUGGUUUCUACAUCCCCAAACCAAAAAUCCCGAAGUAUUGGAUAUGGUAUUACUACAUAUGUCCAAUGGCAUGGACUGUUUACGGAUUGAUAGUGUCACAAUUUGGUGAUGUGACCGAAACAGUCCAAACGAUCACAUUACCUCAUCCAACUGUCAAGGCAUAUAUGGAAGAGCAUUUCGGAUAUGACCCGGAUUUCAUGGGGAAAGUGGCUAUAAUCUUGGUUGGAUUUCCAGUUUUUUUCGCAUUUAUGUAUGCUUGCUGCCUAAAAACACUGAACUUCCAGACAAGAUAGGAACUGCAUAAAAUGUACUCCCUCCGUCCCCCUGAGUUAUAUACAUUGGGGGACGGGGACGCGGCACGGACUUUAAUGCUCUCGUAAAGUAUAGUUUUAUAACUUAUUUUUAAGAUUUUUCUUUUUUGAAUAAAAGUUCAAAUGUUAUAUUUUUAUUCAGAAAAAGAAAAUUUUAAAAACAAGUUAUAGAACUAUGUUUUAUAUGAGCAUUGAAGUGCGUGUCGAGCAGUGAAAAAGAAACGUAUAGAAUUAAAUGGGACAGAGGGAGUAACUUUUUCAAAUAGGGAAUAAUAUACUUCAAGAAAUCCAAAAAUUAGAUGAUGCCUUGAUGAAGAAUGAAACUCAAGACAAACAUUUUCUAGAUUUCUUAAGAGAUGGGAUUACUGUAUACCGAAUUUUGCACAAGUUGAUGUAAAAAUAUAUUCAAUAA
Daucus carota subsp. sativus is the source of this 4862-nucleotide messenger RNA. Its product is annotated as ABC transporter G family member 29. Gene Ontology annotation, molecular function: ATP hydrolysis activity; ATP binding; ABC-type transporter activity. Gene Ontology annotation, cellular component: membrane. The record is from RefSeq and is a predicted model, not a curated record. The transcript has 22 exons. The coding region runs from base 161 to 4432 and encodes 1423 amino acids. NCBI's taxonomy places the organism in Eukaryota, Viridiplantae, Streptophyta, Magnoliopsida, Apiales, Apiaceae.